GGACACUGGUGUAGUAGUACAUGCCGGGAGGGGGAGGCAGAAGAAGGUGUGAUCUAAGGAAAGGAAGUGCCGGGCAUGGAAUGAUCCCAGGGGACGGAUAGGAGCCUGGGAGUUAUUUCACAGAUCGUAACGAGAAGUGUGUGUGUGGGGAGAUCCUCUGCCAAUAGGGGCACAGAGUGGGGGGCCUGCAUGUAGCACAAUACAGUCCCGCAAGGGUUCUGUCUUAUAAAGGUUUGGCUUGUAGAGUUUAGUUAAAGGGGUUUUGCAGGGACCCCAUCUAAUUUAGGGUGCUCCUACAUAAUGAUCUAGGGGGGCUGAGAGGCCAGGCUGCUGCUUCAUUCACUGGAUACAUAAGAGGGGACAUCCCAUGGCUGCUACCUACCCAUCUCACCCCUUCUCUAUAGGGAUCUGCCUGGUAGCCAUCUGCACUCUCAUCCAGGGAAUAGAACAGACAUCCUUCCUGUCUUCCUACAAUAUAAUUAUACCUCAGAAAGUAGCCCGGGCCAGAAGAGAUACAGAUGGCUCCUCUGGAGAGAAUUCACUUUCUUAUGCCAUCGAGGUAGAAGGCAAGAAACACGUUCUACAUUUGGAGAAGAACAGAGACUUCAUUGCCAGUGACUUUGCAGUCUAUACAUAUGCAGCAAAUGGAAGUAUAGUAUCAAGCCAGCUUCAAGAUAAGGAGCACUGUCAUUAUCAGGGCUAUGCAGAGGGGGUCCCAGGAUCUGUGGCGGCCAUCAGCACCUGCUCCGGCUUACGGGGCAUGUUGCACCUACAGAACUCGAGCUAUGGAAUUGAACCCUUGGACUCCUCAGACAAGUUCCAGCAUCUGAUCUAUCGUCUAGAGGAUGUCAAGAGUGAGCCAAUGGUGUGCGGGGUGACAGCCGCUGACAAAGAGCCAGAGACUGACAUAAACCCACUCAGUAUGACUCAGCUCCUGCGGAGGAAGAGGGCCGUUCUCCACCAGACAAGAUACGUGGAGCUCUUCUUAGUUGUGGACAAGGAACGGUUUGACAUGCUCGGCAGGAAUGAAACGGCUGUGAGGGCGGAGAUGGUGCAACUGUCAAAUUAUCUGGACAGUAUGUAUACAAUGCUGAACAUUCGGAUUGUCCUGGUCGGCCUGAUGAUCUGGACAGAUGGCAAUAAGAUCGGCAUUGAUGGGACAGCAGGGGAUGUCCUGGGGCGCUUUGUACAGUGGCGUGAAACUAGCUUGGUCUCCCUGCGUAGACAUGACAGCGCCCAGCUUGUCCUGAAGAAAGGCUUUGGUGGCACAGCGGGCAUGGCGUUUGUGGGCACAGUAUGCUCUAGAAGUCACGCCGGUGGUAUCAAUGUGUUCUCUCACUACAAUGUCCAGUCCUUUGCUUCCAUUGUUGCCCAUGAACUGGGACACAACCUCGGAAUGAACCACGACGACGGGCGAAACUGCUUGUGUUCAGUGGAUACCUGCAUCAUGAACUCUGGUGCCACGGGCUCCAAAAACUUCAGCAGCUGCAGUGAGGAAGACUUUGAGAAGCUGACACUCAGCAAGGGCGGGACUUGCCUUCUGAAUAUGCCUAAACCCGAUGAGGCUUACAGCGCCCCCUUCUGUGGAAACAAACUUGUGGAUAUAGGGGAGGAGUGUGACUGUGGGAGCCCCAAGGAAUGUGAGAAGGAUCCAUGCUGUGAGCCUGGCACGUGCAAGCUGCGCUCUGGAGCCCAGUGUGCCUACGGAACCUGCUGCCAAAACUGCCGGUUCUCCUCUGGUGGUACAGUCUGCAGGGCAGUGGCCAAUGAAUGUGACCUCCCAGAGUACUGCAAUGGCUCCUCCCCUUUCUGCCAGCCAGAUGUCUACAUCCAGAAUGGGCACCCGUGCCAGAACAGUAAAGCCUACUGCUACAAUGGCAUGUGUCAGUAUUAUGAUGCCCAGUGCCAGGCUAUCUUUGGAUCAAAGGCCAAAUCCGCUCCUCCAGUUUGCUACCAAGAAGUAAACUCCAAAGGGGACCGAUUUGGGAACUGUGGGUUCCAAGGUUCCGAUUACAGAAAAUGUGAUACCAGGAAUGCUCGCUGUGGGAAGCUGCAGUGUGAGAAUGUGGAGACCAUGCCUGUGUUUGGGAUUCGGCCUUCCUACAUUCAAACGCCUAUCCACGGCACCACUACCAUUUGCUGGGGAGUGGAUUUCCAGCUCGGCUCUGAUGUCCCCGAUCCUGCCAUGGUGAACGAAGGCACCAAGUGUGACGAGGGCAAGAUCUGCAGUAAAUUCCAGUGCGUUGAUGCAUCUGUUCUUCAGUAUGACUGCGAUGUGCAGAAGAAGUGUGGAGGAAAUGGGGUUUGCAACACUAAUAAGAACUGUCAUUGUAACGAGGGCUGGGCCUUCCCUAACUGCCAAACGAAAGGCUAUGGGGGCAGCAUUGACAGCGGGCCCACAUAUAAUGAUAAAGACACAUCUCUCAGGGAUGGACUACUGGUUUUCUUCUUCCUUAUUGUGCCUCUUUUGGCUCUCGGAGCCUUUGUAUUCUUCAGGAGGAAUGAGCUGAAACGAAGGUUCUGCAGGAAAAAACGCUCACAAGCCCACGAAGUUGACAAUAAAAAUCAAACAGGAGGAGAGAGGCAAGCAUCAGGGCCACCAAGGAAUACAGCUGCACCUGGAAGGGGUGUUCCAAACCCAGGUCCGCCCAGGAAUGCCCACAAUGUUCCACCCAACCGAGGGACACAACCAACUGGCCUGCCAAGGAACAUGCCAAACCCAGCACAAAAUCAGGGCCCUUCUGGCCCCCCUAGAAAUGUGCCACCUGCUGGACCUUAUAGAAGUACGCCAGCUACUUCACCCCCUCACAGCACUCCCUAUCAACCGAAUAACUUUGCUGUUCCAACAUAUACGGUGAAACAGCCUCAGCAUACGCCAUCUAGGCCACCUCUGCCUCACCAAAGAGAAGCAGCUGCCAAUAUAACACCGUCUCGCCCAGCCCCUGCCCCGCCACUAUAGCUACUCAAACACAGUGUCCCUUCCCCCACAUAGAAUUCUCUCUGGGACGUUUAUGAUGACUGGGUACAGCGGUGUUUCUGUAGAGAAGCAUUGGAUAUAAUACCUUUAAAAAAGGUGCAACAGACACCAUGGUCACAUGUGAAUCCGAGAAGCUUGUCGAUCCUCCCCUGGGUAUUUGAUCGCUACCGCCAGAUAAUCAUGAGCCGCUGUGGGGACUAAUGGAUGGCAAGAUUCCUGCACAGAAAUAUGUGGUAUUUUUCAGACUGCUGUAUGCGUGAAUGUACCCUUAAUACCCUUCAGUGGGACCCCACUACUCCUCAGCACUCCAAUACACAAUUUCUUUUUCGGUGGGGACGAAGAUGCUUUGUUUGAGCACAUUUUAACAUUAACACACACGCCUGCGACAGGUUCCGUUACAUGUUAUACUGCAUGCUCGCCUUCCCAGGAUGCCAUCUGUCCUGGCACCUAAUGGACAGGAGGGUGCCACCAACUUCUACUGUUUGCCAAUUUCCUUUAUAGUCCCUGCUGCUGAAGCACUGAAAGCCCAGGCUGAUCCACUGAGCCACUUAGUUGCUGUGACCGAAAGCGGAAAGGUUCCGGGAGGCAGCGGCACGAGAAGCUUGCGCUAUGAAACACAUAAUGUACAUUGAAUGCGGUAUAUAAUGUUCCGCUGGGUUAGGGCACUGUUACCUGCCCAGCAGAGAAUGGUACCAGUGGUUUAGCUGGAUAGAGAACAAUGUUUAGGAUGGAUUCCUCCUGCAGGUACUAGCCUCCUUGCGUCACGCAGACAUGUGCUCAUAUUCCCGAAAACUGCAAGAAAGCAAGUUUUGGUAAAUCAGAUUUAUUUAUUAUAGCCCUGCUCCUUACCCUUGGGUCCCCAGCUGUUUCUGCACUAUAACUUCCAGCUCCCAGUAACGAUAUAAGGCAUGCUGGGAUUUGUAGUCUCGCUAGUGACCCAAGGUUAAGAAGCAGAGGCCUAAAGACUGGGUGAAUUAUUAUUUCUAUACCAACAAAACCAAGUGAGUGCCAGUUGCUUUAAAGGAAAACUAUACCUCCAAACAAUUUAGGUCUCUAUAAGAAUAUAUAUUGCAUAAACAGCUCAUAUAUUAAACCCUGCUUCAUCUAAAUGAACAUUUUCAUAAAAAUAUACAUUUUUAGUAGUAUGUGCUAUUGGGUAAUCCUAAAUAGGAAAUUGCCAUUUUAAGAAUUAAGGGGCCGCCUUCUGGGACCAUAGGUUUCACAGUGCACACAAACAAGCCAAGGCACACAUACAUGCUAUGCCCCAUCAGCCAAUGAAUGGACAGAGUUCUGCCUUUUGCUCCCACACUACUUCCUGUUACAGUUAGAGCUGCAUUAUUUCCUGUCAGCUGAUCUCUGAGGGAGCACACAGCCCAUCACUAAAUGGCGGCUCAAGGGAAAGGGCAGUAUUUAAUGAUAUGUAUAUAUAUUCCAGUUUGAUGAGAUUUUUAAUAGGUCACUUAACAAAAUAUAAACUAUCUGUUGGUUAAGUAUUCAUUCUGGGGGUAUAGUUCUCCUUUAAGCUGUAGUGCAAUGUUUUAGCCACAACUGGUAUAUACCACUCCUGAUUGGGUCCCCUAAUUUGCCCCUGGUUCUGGCACUGGGCAGUGAAUAACAGAUGCAAGUUUUUCUGAAGUUCUGCUACCCAUAGCAACCAAUCAGCAUGCAGCAUUUACUGGUCUGCUGUUUAACGUAAUGUGAUUGGAUGCAGUGCGUUAUUAGAACUGGGAGCAAAUGUUGUGCCUUAAUUACAUUAGCCCAUACUACAAGUUACUGGCCAAGGAGGCAUUGAGCUUCAAUGCUUGGUCAGAUGGUAUUUUCAUUGCACAGUGAGCCCCACUCUUAAAGCAAUCUCUCCUUAGAUAUUCCUUAUUACCAAUAUAGUUUUUGUUUGCUGGGCGCAGAUAUUGUGUGUAUCCUAUGAAAGGUAAGCUGUGUCUGAAAUGAAAGAUUUUAUUAAUCUAAAGAUACAGCUCCCAGAAUUCUUUGCUAGCCGUGCAAAGCCUUAUGAUUAUAGGUCAACAUGAGUUCAAUAAAUAGGCUUUGUCUAUUGUUUUAACUAAGAACAUGCAUGUUUUAUGGGCAAAUAGAGAAACCACUCCAUUAUGUUUCCAACUUCCUGGUUCUUGUGAGGUAGAUCAUUAUUUUGCCCUCAUUCACAAAACCCCCUGUGUUUUAUUACAACAGGGUGAAAGGAGUGGUUGUUUAUACAGAGCUCAUUAUCUUUGUUUGAUGUAACCAAACUAAUUACAGACAAGCUCGUAAGUGUAAAAGCAAAACUAUUCUGUUACUGCUUUAUAAUUUUAAAAAGGGUAGUUUUGUUUUGUAACUAAAAGCAUCAGCAGAUGUUAAAUAUGAUUGAAUUAACUUUUUUUUAAUAACUGAAUUGAUCUUAACUGGAUAGCAAAGGAUUCUGGGAAGGCAAAGCAUUAUUCUAGAUCAUGGAUAGGCAAUCUUUGGUGCUCCAAGACAGCAUCACCCAGCAUACCUGAAUCAGUAGAGCUGUGAGAGGAAUGCUGGGAAUUGUGUAGUAUGUGGGGUGCCAAAGCAUGCCUAUCCCUGGGACAAACCAUUAUCGUAAAUGAGGUGAGCUCAUUCAUGUGGUAGGGACAAUUUCAUGAGUUUGUUUGGAAGAUACCACUAUGGAUUUUGUUAUAUAAAAUCCUUAAUUCUGAUAAACGGACUGCAAAUUUUCUUUUCUUUUUUCUGUCUUCCCAUAAUCCACCUUUUUCUUGUAUCGCCCCCUGUUCACUGCCUACGAAUGAUCUGAUUGAUUGUUAUUCCUGCAAUGAUAUUGUACUUGAAAUUGUGCAUCAUAGAGACAUCAAGAAUGUACAUAUGAACAUAUUCACUUUAACUUCCUUAGCCGAGUAAAUUUCAUUUUAAUAGUGA
Molecule: messenger RNA, 5869 nt
Organism: Xenopus tropicalis (tropical clawed frog)
Lineage: Eukaryota; Metazoa; Chordata; Amphibia; Anura; Pipidae
Gene: adam9
Product: ADAM metallopeptidase domain 9
Biological process (GO): proteolysis
Cellular component (GO): membrane
Molecular function (GO): metallopeptidase activity; metalloendopeptidase activity
Source: RefSeq, marked provisional